CCAGUGUUAGGUUAGGCAACGGUGACUGGAAUUACUUUUUAGUUACAUUAGGAUAUACAGAAUCAAUUUUUUUAUAGUUGUGGAGUACUUUGACGAAUUGGUAAACCCGGAAUCUGAUAUCAGAAUUGAGUCAUCGAGUGCACUCUGAUAAUGAGCUCAGGUAGGAAUGAGAGGAAUAUUAUGUCAAAUCAAUACACUGUAUAUGCGUACACAGCUGAUGUAGCGAGAGACGACACAUCUAAACAAAUCGAAAUGCUACUGCCAUCAGAGUGUCCGAAGUACCAUUAUUUUGACUCGUCAUGGAAUGCGUGCCUCCCCUGCAGCAGGUUAUGUCGUAACAUCCACAAGUGUCGGAGGAGAGCCGAGUGUGACAAUUACCGGUCGGACUUCAUGGGGCAAAGCGAAGUGCCGCCAUGGAUAAUAGUUGUAAUCGUGGUUGUCAUUCUGCUCAUACUACUCGGGAUUAGUGUGUUUCUUGUCAUGAAAUUCAAGAUGAAGCUACGUGAACUUUGCCGAGGAUGUAAAUUUAAAGACACACAAAGGACUAAGAAGAAUCGCUUUGGUGCUCGAGAUGGUUCGACAAGGUCGUCGAAGUCACUGAUUCUUCCACCAAGGAUACCGAUACAACAGGGAUAUGAAAAACCUCCUCCCAUGAUCGACAUAGAGUACAGCCGAAGGCGAUCCAUGAUGGAUCGAUUCUUUAGCAGUAUCGCGGCGCAUCCGCCGACGUACGGCAUCGACGAGAUGGAGCCACUGAGACCUUCGAAGCCAGAACGAACAAAAUCCAAACCACCAGAAAAGAGAGAGAUCCGGCGAAGCUUGGAUACUGUCGGAAGAGACACUGAUAGAGACAGUGAAAAGAAGCAGUUCAUAGUCGAGAAAUAUAAUAAAGAGGAUUCUCUCUGUGAUAUUUGUGUGAAAGGUCCUUCUGACGAUAAUAAAAUGUCACAUGAUAGUGGCAGCACAACGGUGGACAUUAAACAUGCCCCGAGCGACACAAUCAUCUUAAAGAAAAACGAGGUGCCUGUAAAUUCUAGUCUCCAUAGUUUAAAUGGCUGGGUGGAUCAUAAUCCCCACCUACCACGGGACCUGACCACUCCUCUUGACAGGCCGGUACCGUCGUUACCAAUACUGUACGCCCUGACGAGAACAUCAAAUCCAAGCAGCGGGAACUCCAAGACGUCCUUAAACACAGCUAGUGUCAAGGGCAGUGCGGAUAACGUGACACGCGGAUACCCUCAGACUACUGUGUGAGCAUAUCAAAACGACGCAGCAGGAACUCCAAGACGUCCUUAAACACAGCUAGUGUCAAGGGCAGCGGUGAUAACGUGACACGCGGAUACCCUCAGACUACUAUGUGAGCAUAUCAAAACGACGCAGCAGGAACUCCAUGAUGUCCUUAAACACAGCUAGUGUCAGGGGCAAUGCGGAUAACGUGACACUGACACAUGGAUACCCUGAGACUCCGGUGUGAAUAUUUUGCUAUUUGAUUACUGGCCCGUGGUCUGUCGUCAUUUUUCAUAGCAUUGGCUCAAUGUCAGAGCUCAGGGAUAUUUUUUUCUUGUGGUGGUCAUUUUUAUGCAAUGACCCAAGAGAAUUCGGAUGGUGCAUUUCAGAUUCUGGGUAUUGAAAAGAAAGAAAAAAAUUCCAAAAUUGAAUGCCUUUCCAUUUUAUCACUAUAGCCUAUAUAUGCCUUCAAUUUGCGGAAGAGCAUAGCUACUCAUAUCGUACAGUGUUGAGUGUGAUGGUCUCGUAAUUAUAUUUUGUACACAGGUAAUAAGAAGAAAAAUGUUUUAAGUUAUUUUACAAAUGAUUUCUUUUCCCAAAUUUUCGGCUUUACCAAUCAGCUCCUAUAUGUGAUACCUGGAUUUAGAACGGACCGCAUUUUUCAGUGUAAAUGCACUAUGUGCAAACGAAGCCUCGUUUUGAAUUCAGCGGUUAUGGUUGUUAGGCAACAGUAACCGCUUAGGUUGGUGCAAAAUGUGGAAGCUGUCAAAAAGCAUUUAAAACCACAUUUUCGUUGUUUAAUUUGAUAUAUUUUAGAAAAGAAAUUGAUACUUUACUGUCGGUAUUGUUUAACUCACCAAAUGUUGGUCUACAUUUAGCUACACCCGAGCGGUUUUAGUGAGACAACCAAUACCUCCAGUGAGGUAUCAAUUCAUUAAACAUCACGUUUGAUGGAUAGCUCUACAGCAAUACAUUUGUAUAGGAUACUACUGUUAUAUCAAUCAUGCAAAUGGUCAACCUUCACCAACUACAUGUUCCAGCCUACUGCGCAGUGAAGUAGUUAAUCACUGAGAAAAGAAAUGGAUGCUGAAUGAGAACAGAGUGUAGUGAGCAGAAGGGGGGUUUAUACUGAGUUGUAUUUAUACUGAAUUGGGGGUUUAUAUUGUUUGUAUUGAAGCUAGUAAUCAUGAAAGUGUUCAGUUUAAUGGGUCUGGUUUUGCAUGGAGGUCGUUGAAUGAUUGUGUUCUUCCAAAAGCAGUGUGUUCAAAUACAUCUUGAAGCUAAGGCCAACACUCGGCACUUUCGACCGAGCUCAGUAACCUGUGCGAGAGGAGGAGGAUACGACUGGCUCGAUUUUCGAGAAUGAUAGUUUGAUAGCUUUCUGGUAUAAAAGCUACUUAUUUCACCAUGACAAAUGUUUGCUACUAGGAUAUAUAUAAUUCACCAAUAAAUAGUUGCUCAAAUAAACUUUUGAUACGGAAUAGCUAUACAUUUAAGAGUAUAGUCUCAGCACGACGCUGUUUAUGCCAUACCAAUAUCAUACCGUUCGCACAAGAUUCAUUUUUUAAAAAUUUCUCGCCCUCAUUGCAUUGUUUAGGUCUUCUUAAACUGAUUAAUGAUUUGACAGUGUGUUUGUCUGUGUGCCCAGAACACCAGUCAUAUCAUUUCAACAUUGCUGUUCAAGAAUAGAUAUUUUAACCAUAACUGCAGCAGCAACGACUGUUUUUUUACUUUGUUGAAUAUAUACAUGUAAGGCAAACUUUGCUGACAAUUGCCGAUAUGCUUUGUAACAAAUUUUUAUACGUGUUCAAAAAUGUGUCAUCAGCUUGCAUUCAUUCGUUGGGUCAACAGGCGAUUUUCUUGACUCCGGUAACAAUUUUGGUCUUUGAAAAGAGUAGUAUCAGCAGUUAAUCAGAGGCAGUAUUAAUCUGUAUAUACCUGCAUAUCUACUAUCUUCUAUCAGCAGCACUAUCAAUCUGACUAGACAUUCUCUACAUAAACCCCAUCCAUUUGUUUACAGUGCACCAAGCAGUACUUACGUAAUCAGACAGCGUUAAUUUUAAUGUGGAACCUAGGAAGUACCAGGCGAAUCAAUGUACGUGAGAUUGUAAUAUCAUCCUUAAGCUCGCUGCUCAUUAUGAUGCACUAGGUGAUAGGCCAGAUGCGUACUAUCUCUGAUUAACUAUUGGCAAUAUGUGUAGGCUUUUGGCGAUGCUGGGUUACUGGCUCCGCCUCAACCACGACAUCUGGCGGAUAAAGCUGCAGUCUACGCAUUAUUCAACUUUCGCUUUACUCUUUUUAUAGAGACGGUAUCGACAGACAGUUCAUGAUAUUGAUGGACGAUCAGCAAAUGUUUCGCCUCAAGUAUCAUUGCCGGCGCUAUUCACCAAUGAAGGCAAAAUGGUACUUUCUUUCGUUUUAGACAUGGUUGCUGCUGUAUAAAUCAAUGUCGCUCAAGAAAAUCGCUCUGGCGCCGACUCCCACUGAGAUUUCCACUGAACGCGAUCGCCAGUUUCAGGCGAAAAUCUCUUUCAGUGGAAAUCAAUCCUUAAUCCGUCAAAAUUUCAACACAGGGUUCCAAGAACUUCCAAAACCUGUACGCACAAGACUCAGGCUGAAUAAUUUGUUAUCAACCCCGCACUCUCGAUUUAUCCCGGGUUUAGUCACAAAUGUUUGUAAUUUACUACCAGUUUUGAAUCUUUUUUACUCUUAUGGAGGGGAACCAAUUGAGUUUCCGGAGGUUCCUGUGAUGGUACUUUAAGCCAUUACAGGGCAGAACUGCAGAAGGCUUUGGGAAGCGCAAUGGCACAGUGGAAAAAUUCUCGGUCUUGGUUUCGAAGCUCGGCCAGUGCGCCACUUUGUAAUUUCAACUGGCCGGGAGUGGCCAAGAGUACCGCAGGACAUGAAGAUGCACUCCUUGGGUUCUGCUCCCUGGAGUAUGCUGGGUAUAUGAUUAUAAGGCGUUUUGAGACAGGACAGCUGUACAGUAUGGAGCAUUUUCAUUUUUUCUUGUUUCAUUUUAAUGGCAUUAUAACGAGCCAUUGUUAACUUUGUGCGAGCGUCGUUAAAAGAAAAAAGGGAGAGAAGGGGAGAGAAAUGAAAUGAUUUGAUCUUCUUUGGCUUCAAGGCAUUUUGAGUCGCAGUGCCCUUGGACAGUCAGUGCUGUCAUUAGAAAGCUUAGGCGGUAACCAAGGAGCGGGAUUACAUUUUUUACAGAAUAGUCAAUGGUCAGUUUAUAUUGUAUUGUAUUACGUGCACGACUCGCCAUAAAGGCCCACCAGGCGACCCACGGUAGGUAGAUUGAUAUACUUGAUUGUACCUUCGAUGAGGGCCGGAUUGGGGUGUGCGGCUAUAAUUUUACAAUAUAUCGGUCUUAUAAAAACUUUUCAGUGAUUGUGCAUAAUAUGAAAAUGAAAAUGUCAUGAUUUGUUUAAAAAAGUAAACAGUCAGUCAACCCUAUUUGGGGAGAGGUGCAGCACGUCAGAGCAGUCAUUCGCGAUAUGCUCUUGCGAACAUGUAUAACAAGUUCAGUGGCAUAAUAGGCUUGGGUGGGAGAGGUCCAACAACCAUCUGUUUUGCAUUGCGGACUGUACUGCUGAAUUAGGCCUUGGUGGACUUCACUUUCACAUUCCUAUGGCAUGAUGCGAUGGGGAGUUGGGGGGGGGGGGAUAAACUGGUAAUUCUGUUACGAACAACAAGAAAAAGUUGUCUUCAAGAGAUUGAUGUGAAACAAUCCAUGUCUUGUAUUCAUAGUUGCCAUUAGAAGAGAUUUGGAAUUUUCUUAGAACAUUAAAAAAAAAUGUUGUUGAUUUUUUCCUCUCUAUUUGAAUCGUUUCAAAACAUGAAGGUUGACGCGAUUGCUUCAAAAUUUGGCAAACAAGCCUACUUUUUAUCAUGAUCCGUGCAUAGAGGGGCAGGUCUGGUCGGAUUACGAUAUGUAUCGAAGGGGAAUGAGACAGUGCUUUUGCAUUGGAAAGCCGCAGUGGUGUGUUUUGCAUGCAUGAGUUCUUCUCGUGCCCAAUAAUAUACCAUACAUUUUUUUAUCAACAUAUUUAUAAGUAUGAGUUGUAUCAGGCGGCGUUUUAAUACAUGCAGUGGGAUAAUUUUUAUACAUGUGCAUCAUAGUCAUUUUUCAUAAACAGACCAGCCAUGCCCAUUUUGAUAAUCAUGAGUAGUAUUAUGUAUAUUAAUCUGCAUAUGGCUCAUAUGAUUAAUUAUGUUCAUUUGUAUGCUUUAUAUAUAUACAUGUAUUGUAUUGAUAAUAA
Lineus longissimus is the source of this 5492-nucleotide messenger RNA. RefSeq lists its product as uncharacterized. Lineage: Eukaryota; Metazoa; Nemertea; Pilidiophora; Heteronemertea; Lineidae. The transcript is spliced from 3 exons. The coding region runs from base 151 to 1254 and encodes 367 amino acids. The record is from RefSeq and is a predicted model, not a curated record.